Molecule: messenger RNA, 2691 nt
Organism: Hyposmocoma kahamanoa
Lineage: Eukaryota; Metazoa; Arthropoda; Insecta; Lepidoptera; Cosmopterigidae
Gene: Got1
Product: aspartate aminotransferase, cytoplasmic
Exons: 9
Coding region: 138-1367 (409 amino acids)
Biological process (GO): L-aspartate biosynthetic process
Cellular component (GO): cytosol
Molecular function (GO): L-aspartate:2-oxoglutarate transaminase activity; pyridoxal phosphate binding
Source: RefSeq, a predicted model, not a curated record
AGGAAUAUCUGCGCUACAAUAUCUGCGCCGAUUGCCGUAAUUUAUUAAAUUGAUUUUUACUAACGUACUGAAUUUAUUUUACUUACUUUAUACUUCGUGUUUGGUCGUUCUACCGCGAGCUUGGCUAGUUAAUAAAAAUGCCUUCACGUUUCGAUGUUGUAGAGCAAGGCUCUCCGAUUGAGGUUUUUCAACUCACAAAAUUGUUUACGGAAGAUUCAUUUCAAAAGAAAGUUAAUUUAAGCGUCGGCGCAUACAGAGAUGAAAAUGGAAAGCCAUGGGUACUGCCCGUGGUCCGCAAGAUGGAGAGUGCACUUGCAGCCGACCCAACCCUCCUUCAUGAGUAUUUACCAGUCCUUGGUCUGGAAGACUUCACGCAGGCCUCAGUGUCAGUGCUUCUCGGCCAAGACAACCCCGUGCUAGCCGAAGGACGUACGUUCGGUGUCCAAUGUCUGUCUGGUACGGGUGGCCUUCGCGUCGGCGCCGAAUUCCUGAGCAAGCACCUCAAAUACACCACAUUCUAUUACCCAAAUCCCACAUGGGAAAACCACAUCCUAGUCUUCACGAAUGCCGGUUUCACAAAGCCUCGCGCUUAUCGCUACUGGAAUUCGAAAACUCGCGCCAUAGACUUCGACGGCAUGAUCGAGGACUUGAAGAGUGCGCCGGAGAACUCUGUCAUCAUUCUGAAUGCGUGCGCGCAUAACCCUACCGGCAUGGAUCCUACACCCGAACAGUGGGAAAAGAUUGCUGAUGUCAUGGAGGAAAACAAACUGUUCCCGUUCUUCGACAGCGCGUACCAAGGUUUCGCGUCAGGUGAUCUCGAUAAGGAUGGUUACGCUGUUCGCUACUUCGUGAAACGAGGAUUCGAGCUGGUCUGUGCGCAGUCUUAUGCUAAGAACUUCGGACUUUACAACGAGCGUGUGGGUAACUUAGCAUUCGUGAUAAACGACCCGAAGCUAGUGCCUGCAAUUAAGUCACAAGUGACGUGGGUCGUUCGUGGAAUGUAUUCGAACCCGCCAGCGCACGGCGCUCGAGUUGUGGCUGCAGUCCUGAAGAACCAACAGCUAUUCGAUGAAUGGAAAGAUAACAUCAAAACAAUGGCGACUAGAGUGAAGCAAAUGAGAGAAGCGUUGAGAGCUGAACUUAUUAAAUUGGGUACACCCGGCAACUGGGACCACAUAGUAAAACAAAUCGGUCUCUUCUCAUUCACUGGGCUGACCCAACGCCAGUCGGAGUACUUGAUUCAGGAAUACCACAUCUACUUAUUGCGAUCAGGCCGCAUCAAUAUUUGCGGCUUGAACCCCUCUAACGUUGCAUACGUCGCCAUGGCUAUGAAUGACGCAAUCAAUAAGUUCCCUGAAGACCAGUAAUUUUCAAUUUCUUUUAUUUUUUAUGGCCCAGGGAGCUUGGCUGUUCUACCCAUUUGUUUUUUCAAGGCUUUGGAGAAUUGUGUUUAUGUCUUUGGUUAAUUGGUGGACGCGAGAUCAUUGGUUGCUUGGACUAAUUUCAGCAACGUAUAAUUAAGAGAACGUGUUUGUGGUGCUGCCGUAUCAUUAUUCAUUGGUUUUAUAUUUGACAAAUGCUGGAUAACCAAUGGAAGUUGAACUCAUGCCCAUGUCGUUUUUUCUUCUAUAUUCAAACUGAUUGAAUUGAAACAGGAUUAACUUAAAAUUAACUUGGUGUAUUUUGUCUAUUUUUUUUUUCAAGGAAUUGCCGGGAUUGUUAUAUAUAUAUGCACGAGAGCAAAUGGAAGUAAUUUCAACUAUCCGAUGAUACUUUCGGGGUGUUGCAUACGAGGUAUCUAUAAAUGUUAUUAAUACGAAGUAGACAGUUCAAAUGUUAGUAUCGCGUAGAUGUUCUCGUAUAUUAAUUUAUUCUAGGAUAAUGAAAAAGUAAAUCAAAAUAGAUACUCUUGAAAAGUAGAAAUUGUUCCGAAUUUCUACACGUAGAAAGUAACAAAUUUGCCUUUGGCCUCGUUGGUAAACGUAUGUAGAUUUUUUUUAACACAUAUUACAUUAACAAUACACAUGCAUAUGUGUUGAUGACUAGCGCCAUUGCAGGGCCUUGGAACACCUUCCAGCCCUUGUCUACUUACUGGUUCUUUCAUAUUUUAUUUUUACAGGGAGGAUUUUCUCCUUGCUUUGAAAUAUAAGAUAAAUGAACUAUGUCGUGAUGCUGACAAAUCGCAUAGUAAAAACACGUGGCAGACAAAAGUAUAAUGGAUCUAACUUAAAGACGUUAACACCACUCUUAAAUCUUAUGAUGGAAUGUUUUGCAAUCACAGCUGAAUGUUGCCAUAAUGAAAAAAAAAGGUUCAUAAAAAUAUACAAAUAGUGUAUAGUUUACAUUUUAGGUAAAGAUAUAAUAUAUGCACAACAUUUUUGUUACUAAGAGAUAUAUUAUAUUAGAAUAAAAUCUAUAUAUUAGAUGUCGUAACACCAAGGUCAGAUUACUAAUUAAUAAUAAUUGCGUGGUUAUUGUAGUAACAAUGUGUUCCUAUUUAAUACCAAAACGUUGCCCAAUUACCAACAACAAGAAUAAAAAAGGGCAAAAAGAAGAAAAGAAAAGCAAUAAAAAUAACUGUUUUUUUUGUAAUAAAAUGUAAACAUCGUUCGAGGCUGUGAAACGAUUGACAAGAACUUGUAAAUAAUGAAAGAAAGAAAAAUUAAAUCUCGGUAUUUUAUAAAUUAUAAA